Magnusiomyces paraingens is the source of this 435-nucleotide messenger RNA. RefSeq lists its product as uncharacterized. Gene Ontology annotation, biological process: mitochondrial respiratory chain complex II assembly. The coding region runs from base 1 to 435 and encodes 144 amino acids. NCBI's taxonomy places the organism in Eukaryota, Fungi, Ascomycota, Dipodascomycetes, Dipodascales, Dipodascaceae. The transcript has a single exon. Gene Ontology annotation, cellular component: mitochondrion. The record is from RefSeq and is a predicted model, not a curated record.
AUGCUACGAUCUGUUGUUUUCAGAAUUCAGAGACCCGCUUUUCGUAAAGUGACAAGCCAGCUCAAUCGAACUUCAGCAUUUCCUUUGGCCGUCCGAUAUUACAACCCUAUGCAAAGAGGGCCUUCGCCACCUCGUUUGCCCAAGGAAGAACAAGAAGAGUUUGAAAAACUUCAGCGUGAAGCCAAUGUUUCAAGAGCCUUCCAAGAGUACGAUGCAGAUAACGAAGAGUUGGAUGAAGAGCUUUUGGAAGCUGGUCCUUCAAUCAACGAAGAAGCGUUAAAGGCCCAAGGACUUCACCCCGAUUUUCACUACUCCAACAUUAAGCCUGAUUUUGAAGGAGACACAAAUCCUGUUACUGGUGAAGUUGGUGGACCCAAGCAAGACCCUUUAAGGCAUGGCGACUAUGCUUUUAACUGCCGUGUUACCGACUUUUAG